Vicia faba (fava bean) is the source of this 1476-nucleotide messenger RNA. NCBI's taxonomy places the organism in Eukaryota, Viridiplantae, Streptophyta, Magnoliopsida, Fabales, Fabaceae. The record is from the annotation of a GenBank genome assembly.
AUGGCAGAUUCAAGCUUAGAACGAGCGAAAAAGAAAGAAGUGAUUCGAAUUGAACGUGAAUCCGUCAUUCCAAUUUUGAAACCUAGGCUCUUCAUCUCAUUGGCUAAUCUUAUUAAGCGUAGUUCUGAUCGAGAAGAGUUUUUGAAGCUUUGCAAAAGAAUUGAGUAUACAAUUAGAGCUUGGUAUCUUCUACAAUUUGAGGAUAUGAUGCAACUGUAUUCACUCUUUGAUCCUGUCUCUGGUGCUCAAAAAUUGGAACAACAAGGCUUAACUUCUAAGGAAAUUGAUGUACUUGAACAAAAUUUCUUGACCUAUCUUUUUGAGGUAAUGAAAAAGAGCAACUUCAAGAUUGCAACAGAUGAUGAAAUUAAUGUUGCACUUUCUGGACAGUAUCUUCUAAAUCUUCCAAUCAGUGUUAAUGAAUCUAAGCUUGACAAUAAGCUUUUGCGAAAAUAUUUUGAAGCACAUCCCUAUAACAACCUUCCAGAUUUUCAUGAAAAGUAUAUAAUCUUUCGGCGGGGAACUGGACUUGAUCAAACCACGGGUUACUUUAUAUUGGAGAAAGUCGACAUGCUUAUUGCACGUUUUUGGGCAUUUCUACUAAGAACACUCAGGUUGGAAAAACUAGUAGCGAGACAUGGUAAGAAACUAGAUCCAAAGAAGGACGACGAAAUAAACUCGUCAUCAAACGAAGCUCAUCAAGAGGAUGUAUACGAACGGUUACGCCUUGAAAAUAUGCCAUUGAGUUCGGGUAGUUUGCUAAGCAAGACAACAAUCCAAGAACCUACAUUUGAUAGGAUCAUUGUUGUUUACAGGCGGGCGAGUUCCAAUUCAAAACCAGACAGAGGAAUUUUCGUGAAGCAUUUCAGAAACAUCCCAAUGGCCGAUAUGGAAAUCGUUCUUCCAGAAAAGAAAAAUCCUGGACUGACUCCUAUGGAUUGGGUGAAGUUUCUUGGAUCUGCUAUAGUUGGGUUGGUAGCUGUAGUUAGUUCACUUCAAACAGCUACAACCGAUUUGAGGGUUAUCGGGGCCGUUCUUUCUACCAUUGUCGGUUAUUGUGUUAAAACAUACUUCACGUUCCAACAAAAUUUGACUGCAUAUCAAGAUAUGAUUACGCAGUCGAUGUAUGAAAAACAACUAGACAGUGGAAGAGGAACACUUCUCCAUUUAUGUGAUGAUGUCAUUCAACAAGAAGUGAAAGAGGUAGUUAUUUCAUUCUUUAUUCUGAUGGAACAAGGAAAAGCUACAAGACAGGAACUGGAUCAAGGGUGUGAAGAACUUAUCAAAGAAGAAUUCAAUGAGAGUUGCAAUUUUGAUGUAGAUGACGCGGUUCAUAAACUUGAGAAGCUGGGCAUUGUUACUCGGGAUCCCAUAGGACGAUAUCAAUGUGUUGGAUUGAAGAGGGCUAGCGAGAUAAUCGGUGCCACCACUGAAGAGAUUGUAAUUAAGGCAAAACAAGGAAACAUGUCUUCUUGA